Uncinocarpus reesii 1704 is the source of this 2559-nucleotide messenger RNA. RefSeq lists its product as uncharacterized. The record is from RefSeq and is a predicted model, not a curated record. Gene Ontology annotation, molecular function: GTPase activator activity. The transcript is spliced from 5 exons. Gene Ontology annotation, cellular component: division septum; cytoplasm; cell division site. Bases 1 to 2559 code for a protein of 852 amino acids. Gene Ontology annotation, biological process: small GTPase-mediated signal transduction; cytoskeleton organization. Lineage: Eukaryota; Fungi; Ascomycota; Eurotiomycetes; Onygenales; Onygenaceae.
AUGCCGGGCUUCGCAGACUCGUUCUGGUCUCCCGACUAUGCGAGCGGACUCGGCGUUCUUUUCACCAAAUUGCAGCAGGGUAUUGUUGAAAACCAGCAGAUCCUUGCCAUUGCUCGUAUGCGCGCGGAUGCGGAGCAGCUAUACAGUGCUAGAUUGGGAGACAUUGCACCAUCAAUCGAUCGGAUGUCAAAUGGAUUCUCCCGAGACGAUGGUGCUAGUGUACGGAAGGCAUACGAAGGAGUCCGAGGCGAAAUGAUCGAGGCCACCAAAAAUCAUCAGAAGAUCGCCUCGAAUAUUAGAGACCUUGUCGUGAAUCCCUUUGGCCGCUGGGCAGCCCAGCACGAAGCACGGAUUUUGAACAGCCAGGAAGAGCUCCAGGCUAGAGUUAAAGAGCAUACGAAACAGGCGGAAAUGACCAAAAAAUUACGAAGCCAGUAUUUCAAUAAAUGUCGUUUGGUUGAGGAUCUAGAGGAGGAGAAUAAACUUGCUUUCCAGAGCCCUGAAAGAGACACCAACAGUCCACAACCGGCACCUCCAACCAUCGUUUUACCUGACGCCGAUGAGGAACCUGAACCGAUUGAGUUGGGGGAUCAAGUGUACCUUCCAGACCAGCUGAAGAAACUGCUCACCCACAUGCUCGAGACAAUCAAGAUUGGAGAGGCCAAAGUUCCAAUUCUCGGCACCUAUUUGAAUACUUCUACCGGCGCGGAUAUUGUAGAAUAUAUCCAAAAGCAUUUGAACGCGUCGAGCAUUAGCUAUGCAGAAAGAAUCGGUCAAGACAUGGUGGACAACGGUUUCUUGCGAUUGGUUGGGAACGUCGGCAGCACAUUCGCCAACAGCUCGAGAAUGAACUAUCAGUGGCGCCCGAAAGCCUUCCAAGUUACUGGAAUUCCAGAGAAAAAGAAACCGCUGCUACGCGUUUCAUCGCUAGCAUCGAGUAGUGAUGAUAAUGCAGACUCCCCAACCGUCGCCGAGAUACUAUCUGGAUGGAACCCUCUCAACAACCCGCAUCCCAAUGAAACGCCUGCGGAAAAACUCAGACGCGAGGCUCGCGAGGCGGAUGAACGUUACAAGGCUGCUGUCAAGAAAUUAGACCGCAUGCGAUGUACGAUGGAACAAGAGAUCAUCGACUAUUUGAGAUUUAUGGAACGAUGCGAGCUGGACCGUUUGAAGGCAAUCAAAGCGGUUGUUCUUGAUUUUUCGGGGGCAAUAAGCAAUGUUAUUCCCUCCUUGCGGAGCACCGUUGACCACAUGAUGCUUUAUCAGGAAACCAUUCAACCCCUGGGAGACUUGAGGUACCUUUUGGAGAACUACCGAACUGGAGGAUUCGUACCACGUGUCCAACCAUAUGAAAACUACUAUGGCUCCGUCGACGAUCAAACUUUUGGCGUUGAUCUUGAAGCUAGGGCCAGGGCAGAUCGCAAACGAGUCCCUAUCAUUGUCACUAGUAUUUUGACCUAUCUCGAUAACAGGUAUCCCGAUUUGGAAGGCGAUCAAGCCCGUCGGGGAAUAUGGCUUCAUGAAGUGCCACUCGCAACGAUACAUCAUCUGCGCAAUGAAAUUAACAAUGGCCAGCCGGUUCAACCUGAAGUAUUAGACCGAUACGAAAUUCCUGCUGUUGCGAGCGUUUUGAAGUUGUAUCUACUUGAAUUACCUGAUUCCCUUGUAUCUUCCCAGGUUUAUGAAAUUGUGAGAACUAUAUACACUACGACUAGCGAUGCGUCCGAAGAAGGCCGCGUGAAAGUCUUACAAAACACGCUAGGCCAGCUUCGCCUAAAUAACAUUGCGACGUUGGACGCGAUUAUCACUCAUUUCACACGAUUGAUUGACCUGACUUCGGCGGACGAUGCAUAUGUUACCGCUCUCGCCCAGCACCUAGCGCCUUGUAUCCUCCGACCCCGUAUAGAAAGCAACCUCACGAUGGACGAGCGGCACAAUUACCGCCUUCUUCGAGAUCUUCUCGAUCACAAAGAGGAGAUCUUUGGAGAAUUGAAACGUCAGGCCAGCUCCCUUGGCAGCUUGUCGUCAGGGUCUUCUCGGCCACGUGCAAUAAGCACUGACGAAAGUAAUCGACGGGCGAAUAUGGAGGCCAGGAAUAGAGCAAUCGCUGAUCGAAGUCGCGCGAACAGCCCAGCUCCCGGAUAUCGUCAUCGGAGGGAUCGAUCUACGGGUGGAUCGGAAUCAACUCGUUUUCCAAUUAACGUCAACAGCCCAACGACUGAGCGACGAGUUGGGAGACAGAGUCUAGAGGUCCCCGGAUCGGUUGACACUUCAGCCCCAACCGAAACUCGCACCGACUCCUCAGGUAACAAUGCAGCAACAAACGGCGGCGGUGACUCCUCAAUUGCCCAAGAUGAUACAAACGCGUCCACGGUGGGGAAGAGCAACUCACUCUCCCGGUCGAGUGGGAGAUACACUCGCAUUACAGGUUUGAACAGGGAUAGCGUUGGCAAUGUGGUUCCGGAUAGCGCUGGGGGGAACACUCAACAAGAUGGCAUGGAUCAGAUUCCAUCCAAGCCGGUAGGAGUGACGUUGGAGGAUAGACCCAUGGAUGACUGA